GGCGGCGGUCCUAAAGUCGGUAACGGCGGACAGACUCAGUUUAACUCGUGUAAAGCCGCGGACGGGGGUGAACGGCUCCGGCGCUCGCUGCUCACACCGACGGGAAUAUUUGGCGUUUGGCGCGGAGCUCGAGAGGAGCGCGCGGCCGUUAUUCGCACUCCCGCGAUGGAUCGGAGACUUUUAACGGCUUUUCUCCUCUUCGCCGAUGUUUUCUGGAUCUCCACCGGAGAAUUCCACGAUGAGUGUCUCCUGGAGAAAUCGUACACAGACUGCGGCUUCAGUCAAGGGAAAGACGACGACUUCGACUGGGAGCAAAUCAACAGCAGACAGAAGCCCUCCGCGGACCCCUGGGUGCCCACCGGGUCAGCGUUCCUGAUGGCCAACACCUCAGGCCGUUUCUCAGGUCAGAAAGCUCAGCUGUUUCUGCCUCAGUUUAAGGAGAACGACACACACUGCGUGAUCUUCCAGCUGUUGAGCGCGGGCCGCGAGGGCUCCAGCCCGGGACAGAUGCUCAUAUACGUGAAGGAGAACAGCAGUCCGCUGGGCCAGCCCGUCUGGAACUACAGCGGCCCCGCAAUGCACACCUGGCAGCAGGUGGAGCUCGCCGUCAGCACCUUCUGGCCAAACUUCUACCAGCUGGUGUUUGAGGUGGUGGCGUCAGGUGAUCGGGGUCUGCUGGCCGUCAAAGGAAUCUCUCGCCAGGGUCAUCAGUGCAUGAACACGCCUCAUUUCCUGCACAUCAAAGGUGUGGAGGUGAACGCGCGACAGACGGCCACAUUCCAGUGCACCAUCAACGGCCAGCCCAAAGACCACCUCAACUACAAACUCUGGCUGCAGGGUAUCGGCGGCCGUGAGGCUGUGAUGAAGGACAGUAAGCCGGUAAACUCCAGACGUUACACCGGCAGCUUCGACAUCCUCAACACCACCAAAGCAGAUUCAGGACGCUACCGCUGCAUCGUGCGCUCCGACAGCGGGGUGGGCGUGUCCAGCUACGGGGCGCUCGUGGUCAAACAGCCUCCGAUUCCCAUCGCUCCCCCUCAGCUGACCGCAGUGGGCGCCACCUACCUGUGGAUUCAGCUCAAUGCAAACUCCAUCAACGGUGACGGGCCGAUCAUCGAGAAGGAGGUGGAGUACCGCACUGUCAGCGGCAGCCUGAUCGACCUGCAGCCCGUCGACAAACCCAACCAUAAGAUCGGCCACCUGGACCCCGACACAGAGUACCAGAUCAGCGUCCUGCUCACCAGACCCAAUGAGGGUGGCACCGGGGCCCCGGGACCCCCGCUCAGGGCCAGGACCAAGUGUGCAGACCCGAUGCACGGGCCUCGGCAGCUGACGGUGGUGGACAUUAAGUCAAAGCAGCUGACGGUGCGCUGGGAGCCGUUCGGAUAUAACGUGACGCGCUGCUACAGCUAUAACCUGACGGUGCAGUAUCGCUACAGCAACGGGAAGGAGGAUCGGCGAGAGGAGCAGUGUUUCGACCUGCACAGCCCUGCACCGCAGCACACCAUCAGAAACCUCCCGCCCUUCACCAACGUCAGCAUACGGCUGGUGCUCCGGAACCGAGAGGGCGACAAGGACAGCCCGGAGCUCCAGGUGCUCACCGACGAGGACGUGCCGGGCCCCGUCCCGCAGGACUCCAUUCAGGGCAACACGUAUGAGGAGAAGAUCACACUGAGAUGGAGAGAACCACUGCACACAUACGGCAUCAUCAAACAGUAUGAGAUCUUCUAUAAGGCCAUGAGCUCGUUCGACCCCGAGUUUAAUCUGUCCAAUCAGAGCGGGAAGGUUCUGAAGUCCAGCAACGAGACGUCUCACCUGUUCACGGGUCUGUAUCCCGGAUCCACAUACUCCUUCACCAUCAGAGCCAGCACUGUUAAAGGAUACGGACCACCCGCCAUCAGGCAGUUCACCACCAAGAUCUCCUCUCCUCGUAUGCCGGGUUAUGAGCAGGAAUCUCCACUCAAUCAGACCGACAGCACAGUGACCGUCAUGCUGAAACCAGCACAGAGCCGCGGAGCACCUGUCAGUGUUUAUCAGGUGGUGGUUGAAGAGGAGCGUCCGCGUCGCUCCCAGAGAGCCGCUGAGAUCCUGCGCUGUUACCCGAUUCCUGUCCACUUCCAGAACGUGUCUGCGUUCAACUCUCCGUAUUACUUCAGUGCCGAAUUUCCAGCCGCACGCAUCCAGGCGCCGCUGCCGUUCACUGUAGGAGACAACCGCACGUAUGAGGGAUACUGGAACCUUCCGCUGCUGCCGCACAAGAGCUACAGCAUCUACUAUCAGGCUGUCAGCACUGCCAACGGGGAAACCAAGAUUGAUUGUGUUCGUGUGGCCACUAAAGCUGCCAUUAUUGUGACUCAACUCACCACGCCGUAUGUGCGUAUCGCACCCGCUGCCGGCGACAGCCAACUAACAGGCGCUGCGACCCGUAAACCAGACGCGGUGGAGCCGGAAAAACAGACUGAUCAUACGGUGAAAAUCGCCGGCGUUAUCGCUGGGAUUCUACUCUUCGUCAUCAUCUUCCUCGGCGUGGUACUAGUGAUGAAGAAACGAAGAUCCUAUCACUCCUACACUUACUACCUGAAGCUGGCGAAGAAGCGUAAGGAGACUCUGAGCAGCACACGGCAGGAGAUGACGGUGAUGGUGAACUCCAUGGACAAGAGUUACGCUGAGCAAGGAACCAGCUGUGAUGAGGCUAUAUCAUUCAUGGACACACACAACCUCAACGGCAGACCGGUGUCGUCUCCGUCCUCCUUUACGCUGAAGACUAACACACUGAGCACCGCCGUGCCAAACUCCUAUUACCCAGAUCCCUUCGUGCCGACGGCCAUCCUAGAUGAGAACCACACCAUGACCAGUGAAACCAGCAGUCUGGUCCAGUCCCACACACACUCCUAUAAAAAGCGAGAGGCACUGGAUGUCCCGUAUCAGACGGGUCAGCUCCAUCCGGCCAUCCGGGUGGCAGAUCUGCUGCAGCACAUCACACAGAUGAAGUGUGCGGAGGGAUACGGCUUCAAGGAGGAGUACGAGAGCUUCUUUGAAGGGCAGGCGGCGCCGUGGGACUCGGCUAAAAAAGAUGAAAACCGUAUGAAGAACCGAUACGGAAACAUCAUCGCCUAUGAUCACUCUCGUGUGCGUCUGCAGCCUCUGGAGGGAGAGCAGAGCUCUGAUUACAUUAAUGCUAAUUAUGUUGAUGGUUACCAUCGGCCCAAUCAUUACAUCGCCACUCAAGGGCCGAUGCAGGAGACCAUCUAUGACUACUGGAGGAUGGUGUGGCAGGAGAACACGGCAACCAUCGUCAUGGUGACCAACCUGGUGGAGGUGGGCCGGGUGAAGUGCUGUAAGUACUGGCCGGAUGACACCGAGAUCUACAGAGACAUGAAGGUGACGCUGAUUGAGACGCAGCUGCUUUCUGAAUACGUCAUCCGGACCUUCGCUGUGGAGAAGCGAGGAGCUCAUGAGAUCCGAGAGAUCCGGCAGUUUCACUUCACCGGUUGGCCGGAUCACGGAGUGCCAUAUCACGCCACGGGGCUGCUGGGAUUCGUGCGUCGGGUCAAAGCCAAGAGUCCGGCUAACGCAGGGCCGAUGGUGGUGCACUGCAGUGCUGGCGCGGGUCGUACCGGAUGCUUCAUUGUUAUUGACAUCAUGCUGGACAUGGCGGAGCGGGAAGGAGUGGUGGACAUCUAUAACUGCGUCAGAGAACUGCGCUCACGUAGAGUCAACAUGGUGCAGACGGAGGAGCAGUAUGUGUUUAUCCAUGACGCCAUCUUGGAGGCGUGUCUUUGUGGCGACACCACGAUCCCAGCCAAUCAGCUUCGCUCGGUCUAUUACGACAUGAACCGAUUGGAUCCUCAAACCAACUCCAGCCAAAUUAAAGAGGAGUUCAGAACGUUGAACAUGGUGACGCCGACGCUGCGGGUGGAAGACUGCAGCAUCGCUCUGCUGCCCCGGAACCAUGAGAAGAACCGCUGUAUGGAUGUGCUGCCGCCGGACCGAUGCCUGCCCUUCCUCAUCACCAUUGAUGGAGAGAGCAGCAACUAUAUUAAUGCUGCGCUCAUGGACAGCUACAAGCAGCCGUCUGCCUUCAUCGUUACCCAGCAUCCCCUGCCCAACACUGUGAAGGACUUCUGGAGGCUCGUCCUGGACUACCACUGCACAUCUAUAGUCAUGCUGAACGAUGUGGAUCCAGCACAGUUGUGUCCUCAGUACUGGCCAGAGAACGGUGUUCAUCGUCACGGGCCGAUCCAGGUGGAGUUUGUGUCUGCAGAUCUGGAGGAGGACAUCAUUAGCAGGAUCUUCCGCAUCUAUAACGCGGCGCGGCCGCAGGACGGCUACCGGAUGGUCCAGCAGUUCCAGUUUCUGGGCUGGCCGAUGUACCGCGACACGCCGGUGUCCAAACGCUCCUUCCUCAAGCUCAUCAGACAGGUGGACAAGUGGCAGGAGGAGUAUGAUGGAGGAGAGGGACGCACCGUCGUACACUGCCUUAAUGGCGGCGGGCGCAGCGGGACGUUCUGUGCCAUCAGUAUCGUGUGUGAGAUGUUGCGACACCAGCAUUCAGUCGAUGUGUUUCACGCUGUCAAAACACUGAGAAACAACAAACCCAACAUGGUGGAUCUGCUGGAUCAGUAUAAGUUCUGCUAUGAGGUGGCACUGGAAUACUUGAAUUCUGGGUAAAGUGUGCGAAAGCUGCUGUGUUUUUCUUCAUCAUCAUCUUCUUCUGAACACUGAACACAUCUGAAACUCCUCUCCUGAUUGGACGAGAGCAGUCACAUGACCCUGUCUGUGUGGAAUGCGCCGCCCGCCGUCACGUGGAUGUUCGUUUUCUUCUUCUUCUGCUCAUCAUCGUUUUCUCUGUGGUUGUUUUUAUGAACUCGUACUGUACGCAAGAAAAACUGCUGAGCGUCCCGUUCCCGAGAUCUCCAAAGCUUGUGUUCGUGAUCAUGUCCUGUUUAUACUGUAAAUAGCUGAGCGUUCACCAGAUAAUUUAUUCAUUGACUGACUUCUCUUUGAUUUUGUUUUGUGAAGCACACCGAGUGACAAUCAUGUUUUAAUUGGGUCAUUAUUAUUAUUAUUAUUAUCAUACGGACUCCACAUAUAAUAGUGACCAGAUUGUAUUGUUAUCUUUUUAUUUAUCUGGUAUGAAAAAAACAAAACAAACCUAUAAAUACAUAUCUAUAUCUGCCAAACC
Molecule: messenger RNA, 5185 nt
Organism: Danio aesculapii
Lineage: Eukaryota; Metazoa; Chordata; Actinopteri; Cypriniformes; Danionidae
Gene: ptprma
Product: protein tyrosine phosphatase receptor type Ma
Exons: 34
Coding region: 166-4671 (1501 amino acids)
Biological process (GO): protein dephosphorylation
Cellular component (GO): membrane
Molecular function (GO): protein binding; protein tyrosine phosphatase activity
Source: RefSeq, a predicted model, not a curated record